UUUAAGGUUGUCACCAAAGCAAUUGGAUCAUGCUUCUAAAAAUGUUCUCGUCCUCUAAUUAUUCGCAAAUAUUUACAAUUUCCCGCUGUCAGGGGAGUUCAUCGCUCAUAGGAAAGUUAAAAAAUGCUGUGCAAGUAAUAUCAAUAUGCGAUUUGAUCCGAGAAAAUCACUUCUGCUGUCCGUGGUUCGUUUUGCUCUCGCCUGGAGUCAACUGCCAAAUCUUCAGCCCGGGGAUACCGCACCAUCAUUUGCUCUCCAAACGGUUAAUGGCAGGAUUGUGUACAAGAAGAAUAAUGGAAACCCUAGAACGUCAACGCACCCGGUCAUAUUUCACCUGUUCACCAAGCGAUCGGCUUUCUUGGAAGCGUUGUGGACAAAUGAAACUUCUCUGCAAGAGUUCAUUGAGUAUUCACCAGGGAAUACUCACUACGUAUUCAUGUCAUCCUCGGACUCUACAGCCCUAGAGGACGUGCUUUGGCUACGAAAAACUCUACAUAAAGCAGUAGAGGAUUACUUUAAAAGGUGAGUAAAAUGUGUCCUAAAACCUACGAAACGCGCCUAAGGCGCUGGGGAGGCUAUACCUUAAAGGGGUAAAUUUUGUAGCCAUGUGCAACCCCUGGGGUGUUUUAAAAACCCAUAAUGACGGCUGCCAGUGCUGUCAAAGUUAUUAACGAUCUGAGAAAUGACCGUAAGGUAAACAUUAUUUGUUGUGCUGGUGUUUUUCUCACAAUAUGUAGGCUCAGGCCAGGACUCUAACCAUCUUCCUCUAAAACUGAUGAUAAAAUUCCAAGAAAUAAGCGCUUGAAAUUUUUAUUUCCAAUUUCCAAGAAAAAUACUCAGUUAUGUCAGGCCCUGUGUUUACCUCAAAACUGUUGCAAAAUACAAAAUGCUUCUGAAGAACGACAUACAAGAAAAAAUUUUGUGUCUGAAUUUUUUCUUUCAGGUGAAAACUCUCAAUGGAGUUUGUGUACCCUAAUUUAAAAUAGUUUCUUGUAAAUUCACUGUUUCUUAUGGGGCCAGUUGUUAAGUGCUUGUAUUAAAUGAGAGAAAAAAUUACAUGAUGAUACAGAGAUAGGUACUUUAUUCCAAUGCCAACAUUGAAUGAUUAUUAAUAAAAACAAAUAAUUUAUGCUCUCAGGCAUAAAUAUGUUAUGGGCCUGACUCAGACUCAUUAGCCAGAGUGUUGUCAGGAUGAGUUUGACCAAGGCCCAAAACAUGUUAAUACAUGGGAACUUUGACUGUAUUUCUAUAAUUCUCACUUUGGGGGGCACUGAAAAUAAAAUUAUUUAAAUAAAAAUAAACAUGAAAAUAAAAUAGCCUGAACAUUUACGCAAAUGUGCAAGUGCAUUUAAGCUCUCCAAAAUCUUUAUUUUAGCCUGCAAAAUGUGCCAUAAUGCCAGACAAAGUGAUAAUAAUAGGUAACACUUUGUGUCCUUAAUAGCUAAGCCUGUGAACAAGAAUGAGGCUUCAUGUAAACCUGUUGAUAUCCAAAAAUUGCGACUUUUUAUAUCUAAAUUCCUCAGACUGUUAAAACUGACUAGUCCUUUUUCUUGAGUAUAUCAAUGUCACCCUGGACCUCACUCCUGUUCAUAGGUUUGGUGGUUAAAACUAGAUUAUUGAUACCUCUAUAGGUAAAAUGAAUUUUGGCUAUAUCCACAAAAUGGGAUUCUGCAUGGUACCUAGCUUUGUAGGAUAGUUUUUUUUUUUAAUUUUUCAAUGGAAACCUUCACAAUUUAUCUUGGAGGAAUGACAUUUACAAAGGUGCUGACAAGGAGAAUUUGUCUAACAAUCAAGAGUUUCUUUAGUUGGUGAUGAUUUCCUUUAUUCUCAUGACAUUAAUGUGUGAUUCAGUGGUAAUAUAUUGUAAGGAGAAAUUAGAUGGGGUUAAAAAAAAAGGGUUAAGAGGGGAUGGUAGGUUAAAUAAAGAGAUAACAAAUGCUGCUACUUAAUUCAAGAAUUAAUAUUUCAUUGAUUAACACUUCUACUUUUUAGGAAGACAAGUGUAUUGCAACAGGAUUUGAAAACAACAUGCCAGAGGUACUAUAAAAAAAACAGACAUGAUAAAAACAAUGAUUUUGUGGAAAAGGAACCCUUUUUCAAGCUGUCACAACUAAGAGAGCACCAUGCAACUGUAACUAAAGACAAAUGUGGCAAAAGUUGGGUGGCAUCAUGGAAAGAUAGGCUUCAUUUUGCCAGCCUUCCAGUAUAUGACUUUGGAAACUGGAUUCCCUAUGCAUUAAUGCACUGGCCUUGCUUUGGUACAGGCUGUGCACUGGCUCAAGUUGUCAUCAAAUCACAGGAAGGUAAAUCGAUUCUGAAGGUGUAAGGAUUGGAACAUUUGAGAUUAUCAUAGUAAUUAUGGUGCGUGGCUGGCAAGAACUAAGUAAAUGUCAAAAACAUUUUCAUUAAGAACCAAUUAAAAAAAGUGAGGACUUUAUCAGUGGAUUGAUCAAGGAGGUCUGACAGUCCACCAUAAUGUAAAAGAUGGUAAAUGGUACAUCUUACCAUAAAUUUAGUAUACAAAGAUAGUCAGACAUUAAAACCAUGGGUGAACACUGACCCUCCAAAAGUAACCCAACAAAGUUUAGGUUACAUUUUACAAAAAUUCAGUUUUCUUUGUGGACUCAUGGGAUUGUGUUCUGGUGAAAUUUACAGCUUCUUGAUGUUAAGCUUGAGAGAACAAGUGAAAUUUUAAAGCAUAGAGUGUAAUAUCUAGACAAAGUAUGUUUGGCACAUCUCCCAAAGUUAGUAUGACCCACUCCUUAAAAAAUAAAUUUGAGGGACAAAACUUAAUGUUUUGGAGGUAGUUAUUGAUUCCCUUGAUAGGUAAGGCAUCUGAAGAACUUUCAAGCCAUUCACUGUCUUAAAUUGCAACAAGGCUUUGGUUUCAAUUAAAUUCUUUUGAUCAUCAUUUUUCAGGUGAAGUGAUGCUGGUAACACAGAGGUUGGAUGCAAGAUAUGAUUGGCUGCCAUCACCUCACAAUUUGAUUCACAAGGGUGCUCAUUAUCAUGUUGCUUAUUAUGGAAAUGCUUGUCACUUUAAAUCUGACUGGGAGGAAGAAAACAGGGAUGGUGUCAGUGACAAAACACAUGAAGAUCAGAAAACAAAGGCCCAGGGAGGGCAUAUUGCUUUAGUGUCUCCUGGUGGAGACUGCUCUUAUUUUACUAAGGUUAUGAAAAUGAGGAAUUUUGAUGAACUAUGCUUACUUGAGCAUGGCUCUUUUGUUUGUCCCUCAAAUUUAUUUUUUAAGGAGUGGGUCAUACUAACUUUGGGAGAUGUGCCAAACAUACUUUGUCUAGAUAUUACACUCUAUGCUUUAAAAUUUCACUAGUUCUCUCAAGCUUUAUACCUUGAAAACCACAAAAUAAGGAAACUAAGGAUUUCAUCAUUGCAGGUCCUAUAAAAACUACUCUCUGUUGUACUUCAAGUUAUAUUGUUCUGAAUGUGCAGGGUUUUUGGAGGAAACUCACUUAAUUUUGCUUUUAUGAGAACUUUUUAAAAGUGAUAACUUGGAUUUCUUAGCCAAAAGUUGUGAGGUCCUUGUGAUUCUUACAAGGACAUCUUUUUAUGUAGUCACUCACAAGUUCUUGAUCACUUAAACCCUUUCACUCCCAGGAGUGACCAAAGCAGAAUAUCUCCUUACAAUCCCAUUAUAGUUUUGGACAGAAGAGUAUUGAGAAGAAAGAAAAUGUCAAUUAGUGGAUAUUGUCUGAUGCAACACCAAAUUCUCAGGGCUAAAAUCAUACAAAACAUGUGACACAGUGUGGAGAAUUGAAAUUUAGGUCUUGAGAGUGAAAGGGUUGAUUUCUUAUUCAUUUUCAAAGUCUGCGUCCUGCAAAGGAUUUGCCAUUUGCCAUUGUACUGUUUUAUCAUUUUUUUUUUUAUAGAAACAUUGAUUUUAACCUAAUUUUAUCUCUAUAGAUUCACAACAUGAACAAGGUGGGAGUUAAGGCAGUUAUAAUAUAUUCUGAAGAAGAUGCACCAAUUAAAGAACUGAGUUGCAAGGGUCACCACUGCUUCAUACCUCUAUACACACCAGCAUCAAUGAUUUCACAUAAGGAUGGUAUUCACAUCAAACACUUGCUGCGUGCUAAAAUGAAGCUUUACGUUUCCUACCAGUUUACACCUCAAGAAAAUUUUUUCUUGGGUAUUGAUGGUCAGGGAAAACUGGCUGAAGUGGGUUUGUUUCUAUUCCCUUCAAUGAAGUUCAUGGCCUAUGAGGCAAAAUGGUGAGUUUGGUAGCUCAUAACAAGUUGUUUUACUGUUUUACGUAUUUUCAAAUUGCCACUUAAAAAUUUAUGCAAUUAAGUUGAAACUUGUUUCAUGUCCAGUUACUGGUACAAAAAAAAUACAUGUUAAUCAAGUCUGGCCAGGGGUUUUGGGUAUUCAGGACAGAAUAUGCAUUUAAGUUACACAUCUUUUAAGAAAUUAUCAAUGGUAUUUGGUAUGUAGACAAGAGUCAAGAACCUAAGGCAGUUUUAGUUAUUUAGUACCUAAGUAUUCACAAUUUGAAGGUAUACUUGUAUCACUGGCAUCUUUUGGGGAAAAAUGAGUAUAAAUUUAUUUUCCUACUCAGAAAGGGGAUGAGCCCUUUUCAUGAGAUGUUUAAUUUAAAUAAUUUUUAAAAUUCAUCUCUUGUUCCAUUAGGUUUAAUUACAAAACAGACUUAGUCCACAACUUGACUGGCAGUGCAAAGAUAAUCCAUGUGUUUAACCAUACACUAAUGGAAGGAAAGACUGGUGCAGUGAGAAAUAUAAGUCUUCCACCGCUUGAAGGUCAGUUGCCGCUAUUUCUGAAAUACCUAACCAGUAUUUUGCUUUACGCCAUGCAUUUUCAAUGCCAAGUGUUAAGAACAUGGUGGGACUCUCUUCAGAGAUAUAGUUAUAGGUUUUGUUAGUGACCUUUGAGUGAAAAAAUUUAUAAAGUUGUUACUUGUUUCUUGUGCAUAAUACUCCAACCUUGCACACCUCUAAUGAGAUGCCUAGAACAUCUUUCAAAAGGAAAUAUACCAUUCCUAUCUUAUUUGAAAAGGGUUUGAAAUAAGCCAAAUAUUUGUUUUAAUUUCGUGGGCUCUUCAAUCAUAAAUUGAUAACAUUAGCCUGGAAAAAGUGAGGGGUUUUUGUAGUAAAAAGCAAGGACUGGAUGAGGUUGAGCAUGAUAUCAAAACUAAUCAAAACCAAGGUCUGAUUAUUUAUGAUAUCAUGCAAAGUGAGCUCAACAAUUGUUUUCUUAUAUAUUUUUUUAAACAAUCUCGAAAAGAAGACUCUUCUCACUAAGUUUGCAAAUUUUUAUGAACACUUCACAGAUGAGGGACUUGGAAACUAGGCAAACUUUGAACUUGACAAGAUAAAUGCUGUAUUAUAUAUGAUAAGUGCAUUAUACACUACAAGUAUUGGGUUACCAUGUCAACUUCACAUGCUAUUGUGUAUGAAUUGAAUGCUCUUAACCAAUCAGAUUUUUCAUAGGAAGUCUAAUUUUUAUUUUUUUUAACCCAUCCUGAAUUUCUUCCAUUUUCCUGUAGAAUUACAAAUGUACAGAAAUGUAGAACUGGACAUGUCCUUGUACUGCCCUGGUAAAAGUGACUACUCAUGUCCUCAUUGGGAUCAUGUUGUCCACCUCACUGUUUGUUGUGAUAAAACCAGUCCACUGUGUGGGGAGGAGUUGGGCCGCUGGAUAACACCCUACAGGAGGUGAGAUGCGCAAAAAUCUUGUUGCCAAUUUCACUUCCUUCUUGAGUUCUUAAGAAACAGUAUCUGGCGUGAAAAUGAAACUCAUGAAUUAUGAUAACAACUUGUAUUGUACCAAAAGCCUAUAACCAUUAAAAGGAACCUUGAAGUUUAGCUUUUGAUAGCAUUCAGAGCUAAACCUCAAGGUGCUUCUUGUAAGUCGAAGCACUGUCAGUGAUGUUUUACCUUGCUAUGCUUUUGUAGGUCUGUAGGACGUUGGUUGACAAACAUCACACCUUUAUUACCUCUGUUUACAUCUGAAACCUGUACUUUGCAAAUGAAACAUCCUUUCUGGGAGCGAGCUUGGAAGCCUUCUCUUGAUAUCAGGCUGUCUGAUCAUGUUAGAUGUAAGUAUGAAUAUCAAAGGUGGGCCUGAACCUUCGCCUCUUGCUGGCAAGUGCUUUUACAAAUUACUGCAGCUUUAUAGGUUUUCCCUGAAAAUUCAGUACAUUUGGAAUCACUGGUGAGAGAACAGCUGUGAUAUACGCGACGAGACCGUUAGUCUCGAGUGUUACACAGAGAAAAAUUUGAGUGUCAAGAACCUUAAAAAUUUCUGAGAAUAUGGUUGGGAAUGUUACAAAGUAUUUAGGAAACGGGAUGUGGUUCGCAUUUUGUGAGCGAUUACGUUUAGACGAAGGACGCAGACAUGUUUAUAAUGACUCAAGGUCAUGAAAAGGGUUGAAAUUGACUGAAAUUCAUUGUUAUGUCUCUAGUCUCGACACAAGCGUACAGUGCACGACAAGAGGAUCAAUACAAUGUUCCCUUCAAGAUCAUCAAAUUAUUCAGAGGUGGCAAGUUUGACAAGAACUACAACAAAAAAUAUCACACUCGCAUCGUUAGAAUUCCACCUGAGACCACUCAAGUUAAACUUGUGGCCACCAUUAGUGGCCAUGGCAGUGACAACAAUGGUUGUGCGGAGUUCUGUGUCACAUCUCAUCAUUUCGUUGUAAACGGACAUUCAAAUGUACAAGUAUUUAAAAACGCAGCUACAGCAAUGGGCUGUGCCAAUCGAGUCGAGGAUGGGGCGGUGCCAAACGAGCAUGGUACAUGGCUUUAUGGAAGGGAUGGGUGGUGCUGUGGAAUGGACGUGGUGCCCUGGGUAGUGGAUAUCACAGAACAAGUUCGUUUUGGAGAUCAUAGAAACGAAGUCAAGUAUUUUGGUUGGUUUAAUGGUACUGACCCACAGCCCUUCAGGGAUCCGGGGGAGAUAAUUAUGCGGUCGCACUUGGUUUUUUACAAAUCUGUACAGGAUCAAUUUUCUGACGAAGUUUGACGAUGGCAUUACUGUCACCGUGCCAUAUUAUGCGCGGU
Molecule: messenger RNA, 7038 nt
Organism: Pocillopora meandrina
Lineage: Eukaryota; Metazoa; Cnidaria; Anthozoa; Scleractinia; Pocilloporidae
Source: the annotation of a GenBank genome assembly